AUGGAGUCUGAUUUGUUCGACGACCAGUCCACCGUCCACUACCCCAAGCUGGAUGCUGAUUCAGCUCAGAUCCGUCUCAUAGUGUUGGCACGCGGUGCGCUAGACUCCCCGAUCCACUGCACUUAUCGAGUGGUCAGCCUGGACGACGAAGCACUCUCGUACGAGACCCUCUCCUAUGUUUGGAAGGACGAGGCCGGUACAGCGCCGAUAUGGGUCGAGGGCAAGGCGGCGUCGGUCACCCGGGGCCUCUUUGGGGCGCUGGAGCAGCUUCGGCUCGUGGACAGCGAAAGAACUCUCUGGAUCGAUGCGAUCUGUAUUAACCAGAGCAACUCAGCCGAGAAGACGCAGCAGGUGGACAUGGUGUGUCGCAUUUACAACGCCCCCCGACGGCGUGGGGCGGCCGGAGCCUUCAAUGCACUCCUCACAAGGCCGUGGUGGAUGCGCAUUUGGACAGUGCAGGAGGUCAUCCUCCCCCCUCGGCGCUUCAUAUACUGGGGGCCCUGCAAGCUGCCCUGGGACCUGCUGGACCGCGCCUCCGAGGCCGUGAUGGACGACACCCACAUCAAGCCGCCGGCCGAUCUACAGAAGUACGGACGCGACUUCUACGCCUCCGGGGCCCUGGGCCACCUGACGGCGCGGGUGCGAAGCAUGCGCAUCACUGUCGACGAGCACCCGCUGUACCUCUUCUGGCGUUGGCGAUUCCGCCAGGCAACCGACCCCCGUGACAAGAUAUACGCGCUCCUGGGGAUGCGCCGUGAUGUGGAGCUGCCCAGCGUGCCGUCGUGCGACUAUUCCGUCGACGUGAGGACGCUGUUCGGGCGCGUGACGGUGGACCUCAUUAACAUGUGCAACGACCUGAACCCCCUAAUAGGCCGCAGGGGCGAGCCUUCAAACUUGGCGGACCUGCCCUCCUGGGUCGUGGACUGGUCUGGCAGCAUCCCCGGCCAGGGACGCUCGGAGUUCUGGGCGCAUCAGACGCGGUGGACAAGCCGUGAUUACUGCGCCGAUAAGGGCACAUUUGGGGUGGGAGACGGGCUUCGGUUUGCCGACGAGCGGACACUGUUGUUGGCGGGAUUAUAUGUGGACAAGAUCGCUGUUGUCGAGCAGCGGCAGACAUGGGGCCAGGGCCACGCCGAAGGAUUUCACGAAAUCCUACUGGGUGGAGCAGAUCGAUGGGGCGAUCUCAUAACGCGCUUUCAGCGAUCGGGUGCUGCCACGGGCCAUGCUGCUGAGCUGCCUGGCAACUGGAUGCAGGCGUUCCUCGGGCUCAUCACAGGGAGACUGGUCCCGGGGGACCCAGAUGACGGCGACCAAUAUCCAGAUGACUGGACCAUGGAUAUGUUGCGGGAUCAGGCAUUAUUUAUAACACAAGGUGGGAAAUUUGGGCUGGGACCGCUGAAUGCCCGCCCAGGACAGCAGCUGUGGAUCGUCGGUGGGUGCAAGCUCCCCGUGAUUCUGGACACGUGGCCGAGCGGCAUCAUUGGGGAGGUGGUGGAUGAGGAAAGCUGCAGGGACUUCACAUGGACGACAGUCACUUUCGCAACACUUUACAACUCAUCUAAUUUCAACCCAUCCUCAACCGUCAAAAUGGUUAUGUGCUCGUGCGGCCGUGACUCCUCUGACUUCGCCGGAUCCUACCGCGAGCAGAUCAGCUGCCCCAAGCUCUCCGGCCAGAAGUGCCCCCGCUGCACCUUCGUCAGAGGCGUGUGGGCCAAGUGCUGCACCACCGGCAAAUGCGACGGGCGUGGCAACGAGCUAUGCCAUACCUGCGGUGGCAGCGGCAAGAGGGCCGGCAACCUGGUCCUCUGCAGCAAGCGCCAUGACAAGAAGGAGGGCAAGAUGGACAGGAGGAGGAGGUAA
Molecule: messenger RNA, 1860 nt
Organism: Diaporthe citri
Lineage: Eukaryota; Fungi; Ascomycota; Sordariomycetes; Diaporthales; Diaporthaceae
Exons: 3
Coding region: 1-1860 (619 amino acids)
Source: RefSeq, a predicted model, not a curated record